Messenger RNA from Chenopodium quinoa (quinoa), 1959 nucleotides. RefSeq names its product mitochondrial phosphate carrier protein 1, mitochondrial-like. The record is from RefSeq and is a predicted model, not a curated record. Gene Ontology annotation, cellular component: mitochondrial inner membrane. The coding region runs from base 338 to 1282 and encodes 314 amino acids. Gene Ontology annotation, biological process: mitochondrial phosphate ion transmembrane transport. NCBI's taxonomy places the organism in Eukaryota, Viridiplantae, Streptophyta, Magnoliopsida, Caryophyllales, Amaranthaceae. The transcript is spliced from 6 exons. Gene Ontology annotation, molecular function: phosphate transmembrane transporter activity.
AAUUCCCUUUCCACCAAAAAGGUCACAUUUUUAUUUUCCACUUAGCUCUAAACCGUAUAUUACAACAUGUAACGUGGAAGAAUUACAAACGAUAAACAAAACACGAACAAACUUCACAAAUACGUACUACAUGUUCUUCGGCCAUUCUAACGAUCCUAUUCUUCCAAAUUUUCCUCUGUCAAAUCUCUGACGUUAACAAAACAAACCCAGUUUUCCCCCUUUUUUGAUCUCACAAGAAUCCUGGAUUUCGUUUUAUCAAAAGAAUAAUUUUUUUCAAACAAAAUAGGAAUCCUGGGGUUUUUUCCCAGAAAUCAGAACAAAUCUGAAACUUAGAAAGAUGAACAUUUUAGAGAAAAUGAAAGGGGUUGAAGGCAGAUUUUGCGAGGAAUUUUCACCUGGGUAUUAUGGUCUUUGCACCAUUGGUGGAAUGCUUAGUGCUGGAACUACCCAUUUGGCCAUUACUCCUCUUGAUGUUCUUAAAGUUAAUAUGCAAGUGAAUCCCAUUAAAUAUAAUGGCAUUUCAUCAGGUUUCUCAACUCUAUGGAGUGAACAUGGUGCUUCUGGCCUUUGGAGAGGUUGGUCAGGGAAGUUUUUCGGAUAUGGGAUUCAAGGCGGCUGCAAGUUUGGUCUAUAUGAGUACUUUAAGAAGCUCUACUCUGAUGUAUUAGUAGGUCAAAACAGGAGCAUGAUAUUCUUUUUGAGUGGCGCAUCUGCUCAAGUAUUUGCUGAUGUAGCUCUCUGCCCUUUUGAAUCAAUUAAAGUCCGUGUGCAAACACAAACAAAUUUUGCUAAGGGUUUAGUGGAUGGAUUUCCUAAAGUGUACAGAGCUGAAGGCUUGUCGGGAUUUUACAAAGGACUUCUUCCGCUUUGGGGACGUAAUCUUCCAUUUUCCAUGGUGAUGUUUUCAACAUUUGAGCAUUCAGUUCACCAUAUAUACCAUGAUAUCCUUCAGCGAAGAAAGGAAGACUGCUCUAGAAUCCAGCAGCUUGGUGUGACUUGCUUGGCUGGUUAUGCAGCUGGAGCUGUUGGCACUUUGGUCUCAAAUCCCGCUGAUGUCAUUGUUUCCUCUCUUUACAACAAAAAGGCUGACUCUGUGCUUCAGGCUGUAAAAAAAAUAGGGUUCCUGAAUCUAUUCACUAGGAGUCUGCGUGUUCGAAUUGCACUGGUGGGGCCUGUAGUGACUAUGCAGUGGUUCUUCUAUGACACUAUUAAAAUUCUAAGUGGACUGCCUGCAAGUGGUGGACUCCCAAAGCGUCUUGAAGAGUCAAUUUCUGCUGGUUAAUGAUAUGCUUCCGGCAACCUCCUUUGGCAUAGUUCUUCCUGACAAGAGUAGUUAUAAAUUCCCUCCACACAUCAGUUUGUAUCAGUUUGAUCACGAAUGAUGGAACAGAGAAGAGAAUAUCUGUACAGGUUUAUAUCAGUGUACACUGCAUGUAUCUGGUUUUGCCGAUAAUAACUCAGUGACAUAUUACAUGAACUUGCAGUGUUACUGCUUUUUACUCAUGAUAGAUUUUCUGCUGAUAAAAUAUCAUCACAAGGAUAAAUCAUUAAAGCACGUUUAGGCUUGGAUCUGACCUACCUAUCUGGAGUACAUAGCCAACCUAUUCAGAAUUCCCCUUGUAAACCCUUUCCUCCUCCCGGCGGUGAGAUUCGAUCCUGGAGUAGCUACCAAGUAUGAAUUUUAUUUGUUGUUUUGUUUACUAGUACAUCGUACAUGAAGUCAUAAGGCAUGUAGCCAGCAUUCAGAUCUGAGUGCACUAAAUCUGUGGUUGUGACAGGGCAAGUUGCCCUUUUAAUGGGACCAUGUUGUUCAAAGUCAUAUUUGUAUAGCAUGAAUGGAAAAAAAAAAACAUAAUCAUUCAUGCAUUCCCACCACAUAUGACAUGUAGCUCAAUGAUCAACUCUGUGCCAUACAUUGUAAGUAUUCUUUUAUAUUUGAUAGACAGAUUUCAGUUUUAA